Molecule: messenger RNA, 741 nt
Organism: Diaporthe citri
Lineage: Eukaryota; Fungi; Ascomycota; Sordariomycetes; Diaporthales; Diaporthaceae
Exons: 4
Coding region: 1-741 (246 amino acids)
Source: RefSeq, a predicted model, not a curated record
AUGUCUGAUGUAAGAGAAAACCAAGAGGAAGUCCUGGCUGUUCUUGGCCAGGACUUCGGCAGUCUUCAUUCUAAGCUGGCCUUGGUCUAUUACAGCGAAUCGAACCAAGUACAGGUCUCACGCAUCCAGUUCCAGGGCCGUGUUGAUGACCCCGACUACCCAGAGACCAAUUCGGAGUUCCAAUUUGCAGCAAGUGCAGCGCCACGGGGACAGAAUACCAACUUGGUUGGAGGCAAAGCAGCUGAGCAAUAUGAUACAUGUAUCCCGCUCAAAACGAUGGUUGUGUGUCUCUCCAUCCCAAAGGCGUGGCACCGCAAGAAGGUUGUCUCAGGAAUGCACUCGGGACCUGAACUUCUUGAGGCCUUGCACACAGGCAAAAUCACAACGGAUAUGAUCCGAGAUGCCUUGACAACACAUUUCCAGCGACUGCGCAAGAUGGCGCUCCUUCAAGCCAACUCCCAACGCGUGCGUGUAAGCAUCGCGGUAUUGGCCCUCACGUACCCUAACUAUCUAUUCGAGCAUGAGUCGCAGCAUGACUCUGAUAGAUACAUGGAACUCUACUUGGAGCUCAUUCGGAUUGUCUGGGGGCCUGACAUCAAGGUUAGGGUCGUCAGCAAGGGACAAGCAGGCGCAUUGCAUCUAUGCCAGGCGUGGUUUGACACAAUUACCGGCACUGUCCGACAGCAGGUUGACUGCUAUUCCCUGAGAGUUUUCUCGUCCUUGAAGCAGAAGCAGACAUGA